UAUUCAACGAAUGGACUUUUCUAUUUGAUGCCUGGGGCAUAACUUGUGGAGAUAUUAAGUGAUCAUUGAAAUUGCAAAAUAUUUUGAUCAAAGAAAGGCAAAAGUUAUCAGUUAGAAAAAGACUCAGCAUUUGUUGUAUGCCCAAAUGACCUCAUUCCAUGCUAGUAAUUGACAUACAACAUACAACUUGCCCGAGAAUUACUGUUUGGCAGUUUACAGGCCUUGAUCAAGAUACUGUGGCCUUUCAGUGUAUGUUGAAACAUUCUGUCUUCUCUAAUAUCUAACAAUAAUCAGCAUCAGGUGCUUUAGGUCCAAAAAAUAAGGCCUCGGGCAGUAAUGUGACUCUCCAUUUAUUUAAAAAAAAGGGCAAAUCUGAUUAAAAGAAAAAAAUCAAAGAGGACCUCUGAAAUAACAAAGCUAGUAGCUAUUUGUUGUUUGAUAUUUGCAACUGUCUUCUAUUUCUUUAAUAUGAUCCUGAAUUUUGUUUGCAUUGAUUUGUUAUUUGACUUUGGAUUUGCAGUGUUUUCUGGGCUCUAUUUCCAGGAAGACUAUUGUUGACAUGUGAUUUCAGCAUAUGGAGCUACUAAACUGCUUUUAAUUUGAUACAAUACACAAUGCUGCACCAUUCACAAAUCAGUAAAAGAUUCUAUCCAUCUUUUUGCAGCCAUUUUAGGUGGUAUGAAGUCAAACAGAAGAUUCUGCCCUAGUGAGACAGUAGAUUCUUCACUCAGAUACUGGCAUCCUGACUCAGAUGAAAAGGCUCUAGAUUGUUGAUUGUAAGAAGAAAAGAUUGAGAUUUAGAUUCAGAGUUUGCUUUAGCAGCAUUUGCAGUUUUAUUUCUCUAUCUCCUUUGUCAUAUUAUAGCCAUGAUAGACAUGAAGUUCUUCAGAAUAUUUUUGUGUGUUUGUUUUCCCACUGGAGCAUUCAGGUUCAUGAAAUUAUUACAGUAUCCUCAUUCAAAUGGAAAGGGUGUGCAUAAAGCCAAAUCAAAAUGAAAAUGUGGGUUGUUCCUACCAUACUGGUGCCUUCCUUCCCUCAUUUCCUCUGAGAAACUUCUCCUCUUGCUCCACAUUACAGCCAUCAGGUGUUGUCUCAUUGCAGAAAGUAGAUCCUCUUCCAUGUUGAAGCUGUUUUUUUGAAUAGGACUGCCAUAAGAAAUGUGGGAUUUGGUUCUGCCAGGCAGAAUUAGACCUAAAUCAGGCUAGAAUCCAGUAAUUUAUUUCCAGAGGUGAAAGAGUUCAGGAAUUCCUGCCACCUUUGCAGGAAUGAGAUUUGUGCAUGGAUCACAGUGGAAAUCAGCAGAAAGCAGUAUCAAGCAAGUGCACUGCCAGGGAGAUGGUGUCUUAAGGAAUUGGUUUAGGCUGAAACAGGUUUUGUUUUUUUAACUACCAAGUCAAAAUGAAGCAGAGUCAAACAGAAGCAAACUCUUAAUUGUAUUUUAGAUGAUUCAAAUAAAUUCUGAACUUUGAUCAUCAAAAAUGUUUCCAUUUCUAAAAAUGUUUUGAUGAGCUCUUCUUUUAUUUCUGCUAUCUGAAUUACUGAACUCUACAUGCAACGUCCUGAUUUAGCUAAUAUUUAGAAUAUGGACAGCUAAAUUGAUACAAUGAGGGAAUUAAGACCAGCAGUAAUGUCAAGCCCUUAUAGGCCUAAGGAGUAGGUUGCCAAUGGUUUUGGCAUUCCAUGCAUUUUAAAUUUCUAACUCUUCUCCUAGUUUGCAUCAUAUAAUCUCUGGAUUUCAGAGAGGCUUGGGAAACUUAUUCCAGCUGAGAAUUUGUCCCAGUAUAUUUCAUAAUUUUUCCUAUAAUAAAUAUAUCCUAUAAUAGACAAAAACUCACUCAUCAUCAUAGAGUCCAUAAUACAUUUUUUCUCUAUACAGAAGAAUAACUUUGUUGGUUUGAGCAACAGCACAACAGUGCAAAUGGGAGCAUGUCAUGUGAGUAGCAGGCCCAGGGAAAGAAAAUGCAUUUUUUUUCCAAAGUGACUAUGCUCAUUAUGAUUCUCUUUGAAUAGCAUUUCUGCCUUAUUUCUGAGCUCCACCAUGAAAUCCAACUGAUGCCCUUACAGAUGUAAUUGAAAUGAUUGGUUUUAGAAAGACUGAUACCUAAAUUUGAGAACUGUUGCUUUAAGGAAAUGUUUUUUCUUCCUUUUUUUUUUCCUCACUAGUUUACUUCUGAAACAAACAACCAUCAGCAGAAGAUGCCCCUUCCUCAGACCAAAUUCUGAAAUAUAGACAAUGGAUUAUAAAAAUGAAGUCUUACAGAAACUUCUGAUGAACAUGGUUAUGACUACAUGUUGCAUGAAUGACACACAUGUUCUCGGCAAAAUUUAUGGUCAAUCUGCUCUGUUUUUCUGCUUAUUUGAAUGGUAUGCCUUAUUUUUCCAAAAGUGUAUAAUUGGAGAUUUUUUUUUGUUUUUUCCUUUGUUUUCUUGUUUUUUGCUUGUGUUUUUAUUAAAACAGUAACAAAUUGGAAUAACUGCCCAAUAUCUGAAUAGGAAAGCCCAGACAAGAAAUGAAAAGUGAAGAAACAAAGUUCUUGGACAAAAGUUCUAACUCGUUUGUGCCACCAAGUGAAAUGCACACACACACAGACACAGAGGCAAAAUAAUUAUUUUAAGGGAAUACUAAUAUAUGUUGAGCAACACAAAGAAUGGGGAGAAAAGAUGUUGCAUAUGUGUGGUUGUACAGGAUCAAUUCCAGCGCGGUGUGGAUGAUAGAUGUUCUGGAAAUGUGUCCCAAGGUCAGUAACAGUAUUGACAAAAAGAGUACCCAUUCAAAGUAAACAUUAAAGAUGAGUUAGCAUUGCAGGUAGUAAUAUUUAACACAAACUGUUGACUUUUUUUUUUUUUUUUUUAGUAGAGUGCAAACCUGAUCUAUGCAUCCAGACUUGUUAUGUGUUCAGGAUGAAUUGGAUUUAUCGGACUUUUUAUUUCAUUUUCUUACUUGCUUCCGUUUACAGUGAAUGUGUGACUCAGAUCUAUGAAAAUACACUCUUCCAAGGAGGAGACCUCACUACAGUUUUUACACCGAGUGCCAAUUACUGCCAAAUAGUGUGUACUUACCAUCCUACCUGUCUGCUCUUCACCUACUUGCCAGCGACAUGGACUAAAGAUCCUGCAAAAAGGUUCUCCUGCUAUUUAAAAGACAGCGAUACAGAAAUGCUGCCGAAAGUGGAUAUGGAAGGAGCUAUCUCUGGACAUUCCUUAAAACAGUGUAACCAAAUUAGUGCUUGCAGCCCAGAUGUCCAUGUAGGACUGGAUAUGGAAGGGAAUAUUUUUGAUAUUACUAUGGCUGACAGCUAUCAAGAGUGUCAAAAACGAUGUACCAAUGACAACCGUUGUCAUUUUUUUACAUAUGCCUCUGAAACAUUUCACAAUGCAAGCUUUUGUAAAAAAUGCUUCUUGAAACAUACCAGUGUAGGAACUCCAACCAACAUAAAGGUGCUCGAUGAGGUUGUGUCUGGAUUCUCUCUAAGGCCAUGUCAGCUUUCUGAAUUAGAUUGUCAAAUGGACAUUUUUGAAGAUCAAGUGUUUUCAGGAAUUAAUAUUACAAGUUUUUUCACUCCUGAUAUUUCUGUGUGCCAAACUAUGUGUACAUAUUUCCCGAAGUGCUUGUUCUUUACAUUUUUUACCAGGAAAUGGCAAAUAGAAUCUCAAAGAAAUCUUUGCCUUCUGAAGACAUCAACGAGUGGAAUUCCAGAGGAACUCGUAUCACAAGAAAAUGCUGUAUCAGGCUUUGGCCUCCUAAAUUGCAGAAGAUCUUUUCCUGCCUGCAAUUCUCGCACUUACACACAGAUGGAUUUUUUGGGAGAUGAACUUACUGUCACUUAUACUAAAGGACACAGAGCCUGUCAGCAGGUUUGCACAGACAUGAUCCGCUGCCAAUUUUUUUCCUAUUCUCUCCUCCAAGAUUCAUGCAAUGAAGAAGGAAAGUGUGAGUGUCACCUAAGAAUGUCCUCAAAUGGAUCUCCGGUGAAAAUAGUACAUGGACCAGGAAGUAUCUCUGGAUACUCACUAAGAUUAUGCAAAAAAAAAGCCAGUACUGUGUGUAUGCAGCAUUCUGCAAGAACAAUUAGGAUCGUUGGUGGCACAGACUCCUCCCCUGGCGAAUGGCCGUGGCAGGUCAGCUUGCACGCCAAGCUGUCUCGCCAGAGACACCUGUGCGGGGGCUCCAUCAUCAGCAACCGGUGGAUCCUCACAGCUGCUCACUGUGUCGCGAGUCUAGAGAAUCCCAACAUUUGGCGUAUUUAUGCUGGUAUUUUGAGACAAUCAGAAAUAAAGGAGGAUACACCCUUCUUCAACGUGGAAGAGAUUAUUGUUCACUCUCAGUAUAAAGAUGCACAUAUUGGACAUGACAUUGCUUUAAUGAAACUUGCUGAGCCUAUGAAUUUUACUGAUCUUCAACUACCUAUCUGCCUGCCAUCAAAAGAAGACACUAACAUAUUUUAUACUGACUGUUGGGUAAUUGGAUGGGGUUACAGAAAAGAAAAAGGUCGGGUACAAGAUAUUCUUCAAAAGGCUCCUGUUCCCUUCAUGUCAAAAGAGGAAUGCCAGGCAAGGUACUGGAAGCGCAAAAUAGGUGACAAAGUGAUCUGUGCUGGCUAUGAUGAAGGAGGAAGGGAUGCUUGUAAGGGAGAUUCAGGAGGGCCCCUGUCAUGCAGACACGAGGAGGUGUGGUAUCUGGUGGGCAUCACCAGCUGGGGCGAAGGCUGCGCUCGGCCCAGGCAGCCGGGAGUCUACACCAAAGUUGCUGACUAUGCAGACUGGAUUCUAGAAAAAACUACAUAGUAUGAGCACUACUGACUCACUCAAAUUGUUGCUGAGGAAUAACAACCCUCAGAGCAAUGGGAUAAAGUGUAUUAGUAAAGUGUAUUAGUGGUUUUACAAUGGUGUUUUUGUUAGUCUAGAGUGUAAAGUACUUGUUUUAAAUGCAGAAAAGCAGGAAUGAAUGAAUUUUCCUAUUACUAAAUAAAAAGCAGUAAUAACAAUAAACUCUGUGAUCACUGAUUUGGCAGAAGAAAAUAUGGCUGAGCCACAGACUUCUUCUAUUCUUGUUAGCAUAAAACGGGAGUGGACGAGGUUGCAGGACAUGUACAGACCUUGGAGCUGGGAACUACUUCUGUAUUAGGAGGUUGCCACGCAGCAAAAAGAAAUUUCCUUCUCUUGUCUGAAUGUAGUUAAAAUGGGCAAACCACUUACAAGCUUACUGGAGGGCUGGGGGAAGGGAAGCUAAGGCAUGGAAAUGUCUACACAGUUGCAUUGCCCUGGUUUCCUUGGGGAAUUAACAAAAAAAAGUUUCAGUACUAACCAAGAAAACAAACCCAUAGGUCUUGGCAGAGGGACACACGUGGAUGCAGACACCACCAAGCCCAGUUCAUGCUGGAAAAUCCCAUCCUGCUGUUCCCAGCAGUCUGCCAAGGAUUGGCACAGGUGUGCUUUACCAUUGUGCUGUGAUCUCCACUGGGCUUUGAUCUUCUGAGGACCAAGGCAGGGAGCUCAAGCCUGACCCCUAGGGUGCCUCCAAGUUACUUCUAGAGGCACACAGAACACUAAAACAGUCGAAGGCAUAAAAUACUUUUUUUCUACAUUGCUGCUCUCCAGACUUUUUGCAUUCCCAGUUGCAAGGUCACUUGAGUGUAUUUACAAUCCCCAUUAGUCUUCCACUUUUACUCAUUGCUCCCAAAGAGCUGUCACCUACAUUAUUCUAAUUUCUGUGGAUAAUUUUGUGAUGAGAAGGAUAAGAGGGUCUACUUCUCUUGAGGUAGAAUUUCCAGAAAAUCAAGAAAAGGAUCCCCUCCCCCAAUAUAUCUUUUUAUUUUCCAAAUACCU
This is a messenger RNA of Motacilla alba alba, 5826 nucleotides long. Its product is annotated as coagulation factor XI-like. The coding region runs from base 2902 to 4785 and encodes 627 amino acids. Gene Ontology annotation, biological process: proteolysis. NCBI's taxonomy places the organism in Eukaryota, Metazoa, Chordata, Aves, Passeriformes, Motacillidae. Gene Ontology annotation, cellular component: extracellular region. Gene Ontology annotation, molecular function: serine-type endopeptidase activity; protein binding. The transcript has 16 exons. The record is from RefSeq and is a predicted model, not a curated record.